CUGAUAGCACAUGCGUUUACACACACCAUCGUUCAUUCAAACAGGCUCUUGUCUGGUUUGUUGUACGCUCGCUCUCUUCUCUCUGUUUUUCACUGACAGAUUAGACUGACAACUUUCAAUCAGAUGGAUGCUUGUUAAGUCUUCUUAAGUUGGUAGCGAGGGAGAAAAAAAAGGGACGACCCAAACCACCGGGAUCCCAUUCAUCGGAAUAUUAAUAAUAUAUUGUAUUUUUAUUGUUGAUUUGCUGAUGUAGGACCAUCGCUAGCUUCUUCGGAGUAUUUACCGUUUCAGUUUCAACAAUAUACAUUGUAAAAAAGAUUAAAAAAAACAUAUUUAUAUAUAUAUAGUUUUAAUUUUCUUCGCAACGAAAUGUUCAUAGAUCAGCUUACAACAUUUACUUUCAUAAAUGACAUAAAGAAGCUUCGUCCUCCAAAUCGGAAGUGUAUAGAUGAUCACUUAUCUCAAAUAAAAGAGAAAAGCAAGCUUCUUAAACAAUAUGUAAAUGAGGAAGAAAGUAUUCAACAGACGUUGAAAGAUGUGUGCACUGAACGGAGUGAAUACACUAAACUGCAAAGUCAGAAUAUUUCAGAUUUGAAAUUGCUUAAAUCUGAAAUCAUUCAAAAGAACAAUACCUUAUCAAAUUUGCAAUCAGGUUUAACGUACAAGAAUGAAAACAAGAUAAAUGAAGCUAUCAAGAAUUUGGAGCGGCAAUUAAACUGUAACAACUUUACACUUCGUGAAGAAAAAAAAAUUGUUGCAGAGAUAGACAGCUUGAAGAGAUCUAAGAAACCUUUAGCGAACUAUAGGGCACAAAAGAAGGAAAUUGAUGAACUCAGGGCACAACAGACAAAAAAACGCAAAGAAAAUGAUGACUUCUAUCACAAAAUUCAUCACCUUCGGGAUAAAGAAGAAGAAAAACAAAAACGUUCAGUGUUCUUACAGAAAAGCAUUAAAGAACUGCAUUCAGAAAUUGAUAAGUUAGAAGAACAAAAGAAAAUACUUUUAGCAGAUUUCAAGAAACAAGAAAAAGACUACAAUGUCAUGAAAGACAUUGCUCGUAAGAAGAAACACAAACGUACUCAACCUCAAGAAGAAGAAAAAACGCAGCAUGAAAAAAUAACUAAUUAUAUAAGGGAAGAAACAGUUGCUUCUCCAAACCCUAAUGCCAAACGUAUUCAGCAUUGCAACAUAUUAAUUAAUUACCUACAACAGUUUACCAGUUUCAAUGCAGUUUUAGGUUCUAGUCCAUUACCCUCACCAUCUGAAGAAUUUGUGUCUGUUCCAGGUCCUGCUUUAGAGAUCAAAGAUGAUGAUGGCGCCAAAUAUGUUUUAUUAAAGAAAAGCAAUGAUACCUUCUUUAAAGAAUUUAGUGUAAAUAAUCGUCAAAAUAAAAAAAGUCGAAAAGGACGGAAAAAAACUUCUAACAAGCCUUUAGCACAUUCUCCGGAGAUAUUUUCUUUGUUUGAAAGUGUUAAUUUGCCACCCACUUCAAAUUUCUGUGACAUUUUCUCAACAAUUGAUAAACUCCAACAGUUAAAGAACCAACUAGAAAAAUCAGGACUACAAAAGGAUAAUUGUAAAGAAAAUGGUAGUGUUGCUUCAGAUGAUAUUUGCUUAAGUGACUCUGGUUAUUCAGCUGAUGGAAGUGCUGUGUGUGAUCUUUCUCGUCAGGUUAGUCACCGAGGAAGUACAGACACGAUUUCUAAUACUACCAAUUUAUUAGACAUCAACCAGAUGAGUGAUCCAAGUAGCAAAUCCACAACAGUGUCCUCACCAGAAGUUGAAAGCAAUGAGGUAGAAGACGAGGAAAGUUCUGAAAGUGAUGGAAACAGUUCACCGUUAUCUUUAAAUAAAGAAAGAUUAUCUAUGAUUUUAGACAAUGUACGUCGGUUAUCUGUCGAAGAUACAUUUGAUAGUACUGACUUUGAUAGUGAGAACCAAACAAAUUCUGACUUAAAAUAAUGCAAUUUUAGGUAAUAUAUUUUGAAAUGUAUAGAAUCUAUUUUUGUAUAUACUGGAUUUUUAGAAUGAUUCAGAACUACCGGCUCUAUUAUUCAUUUCCACAAUUAUUCACAAACAUUUUGAAUAAUUAUUUACUUCAAAAAGUCUUUGGAGUAAAAAUAUGCAAAACUUUUUUUAGAGCUGAUAAGAAAAUCUUUUAAGUUUUUGGUUAACAUCUGUCUUACAUAGACAUCAUUCCAAUCUGAAAUUAUUAUUUUUUUUUUAUUUCCACAUUCAUUUAUUCCUCUUUUGUUACUGCCGGUUGUAUAGUUCUGUAACUUUAAACAUUUUCGUUAAUUUUUGGAGUAAAUGAAUUUUUAGUUUAAUGUCAUAACAUUUCAUGAAGCAAGAAUGAUACUUUGCUUUCUUGCAAAGUAUAAACUGAACCAAACAGAGGAAUGUACUUAAAUUAAGGGUAUAACGUAAUGAUUGAGAUAAGAUAUUAAGUGAUCAUCUAUAAUAGUUCAGGAAAAUGUUGAGAACUUUAACUAACUACAGUAUAAGUGAGUUAUUCAAGAAUGUGGGUUUAACUUUUUCACUUCCAUCAAAUCACAGACCAUCUUUUAUUAAAGUGGUUUUUAUUUAAAUUAAGAUCUCAACCAAAAUCUACUCAUUACCAGAAUGGUAAUGCAAAAUUUCCACAGAUAGAUUUUUAUUUUAAUUCAAAAAUCAAUUUAAUAUCCCAACAAGUAUUAUAUUUUAUUAAACUAUUCCAAAUUUUAAUUAUUGUGAAAAUUACUUGAAACACAUAGGCUGUCUAUCAUUUCUAAAAUAUGAUAGCAAAAGCUUUAACCCUUUUGAUGCCAACCUGUCUGAGACUACUUCUCAUUCUCUGAUACAAACUUUUUUUUUUUUUAAGUGAUCCAAAUUAAUCCCUCAAGUAUGAAACACCAAUUUCAUAAUAACAAAACUAUUUACUAAAUUCUUCAUUAUUUUCAAAAUUAAUUGAAAGUAAAUCAGUACAUUUCAACAGAAAUACGGUAACAAAAGGGUUAAACUAUGGAAAGGCAGCAUAUGCAACUGUAUUUCUCUCUUACAAUUUAUUUAAAAGUAUAUAUUUUCUCUCUUUCGCAUUCAAGUGGUACACAUUAAUAAAAAAACAAAAAAACCCAUCCAACUGUAAAAUACUGCUCUAACAAUUUAUACAAAAUGUUUAACCUUGCAGAACCAUUCAUUGCUAAAUCCAAACCUAGUUUUAAAAUAUGUAUUUAUUGAGCAUUAUCAAAAAAAAAAAUCAUAUACUGAUAAUAUAUUUACCUUGCAUUGUUAUUUCAUUGAUUGUAAUUAUUAUAAAUUAGAAUGCAAUUUGUUCUCUAAUUGGAACAUUAUGAUGCAGGGAAAGUUAUUGAAAUCGAAUCUACAGUUCAGUUUCGAUCCACCGUUUAGAGGAGUUUACUUAUACAAGUACAACCUCAAUUUUCUGGUACCUUUGUUUCCAAAGCCUUUCCAGAUGACUGAUGUUUUUGAACCAGGCAAUGUCACUGCUAAAUUAAACAAAUAUUAAAUUUACUUAAUUAAUUAAAGGAAAUGUAGGUACAUGUACAUUAGUAUAAAAGACACAAGUUUAUUAAUAUUGUACUGUGUCAGGUACUGUAAAGCAGGACCGCCCAGUAAACUUGUCUGGUGGUCGUAGGAAUUUGAAGUUCCUACUCAUAAAUUAGUGUGGACCAUCAGUGUCCAGAAAAUUGGUGUUGUACUUGUAUCACUAAAGCCUUUUGGAAAGACAUGUAUGUUGUAUACAUCAUGUCUUCUUUCUAUGAGGAUUCAUUAUUUGUUCAUUGUGUUUAUUCAGAUUUCCAAAAAUGCUUUUAAAGAUUUGUUAUAAGACUUUAUAGUGUCCAAAAUCAUCUCAGGUUUAUUAAUGAAUUACAAUGUCUUUUAUGAAAGGGCCUUCAAAUCUAAAAAUAAUUUUCGUUUCAUCAACACAGCAACUUGUGAUUUAUCUGCCUGUAAAUAUUUGAAGUUGAGACACUCUAAAAUAGAUUUGAGCUUUUUUUAUCAAUUCCUGUAAAUAUGAUAUUAGAAUGUUUACUGUUUAAACUGAAUUGGUAUAUGGUUGUUUACUUUUACAACUGUCAACUGAACUGUCAAUAAGUAUAUGGUUAAUUUAAUGAGCUUGGAUUGUGAAAACAGUUUUAGAUUGGUUCAUCAGAGGAGAUUAUAUAACCUAAGCAUACAAAAAAAAAGUUGGGUGAGGAAAAUUUCCCCCCUACCAAUCUUAGAUAAAAACAUUUUUUUUUUUUUAUGAGUACUUCUCUAUUGUGUUUGCUAUGAAUAUAGCAGUUGUCUGUGAUAGUGAGGGUCUUCAGUGAAUGGCCCCUUUGUCAUGUUAGUGAUAUUAAGAUUGGCAAAGAUAUUUCAUUGAAACUCAGAGAAAAAGAUAAAGAGUUUUGUGAUAAUAUAAAGUUAUGGUUCAUAAAAUUUCUAUAACAAAAAAAAACAAAAUAUAGUUCAAAAUUAUCUGAGAGAUAAUUAUGAAUUUAUAUACAAUAAUUAUGUACAUAGUUACACAUACAUAUAACUUAAUACACAGGAAAAACUGUUAUAUAGAAAAUUAUUAAGUAGUUGUAGAAAUGCUUAUGUUGAAUGAAACAGGGUGUGUAAACAAUUAUCAUCUAAGCAGUAGAGUUUAUUAAAGGAUUACUGACCUGAAACUUCAUGUCAACCAAUGUGUAAUGUUUGUUAUUAUUUUAUUUGGGAAUUUAGAUUGCAAGCUGGCAAAAUUGUUAAAGCAUAAGAGAAAAAUACUUUGUGGUAUUUCCUCUGACCCAUAAUGUUCUGAGCUGAAAUGCUGUCAAAGUCAACUUUGCCUUUCAUCCUUUCAAUGUUGAUAAAAUUAGCACCAGUUGAGCGCUGGGGUCAAUGUGAUCAAUUUCCCCUCUUCCCUCAUAACUGCUGGCCUUAUGCCAAAAAUUAGAAAGAAAUUUUUUUUUAUUUGAAAAUUAUUUCAAAAUAUUGUUAACUACUUUUUGUUGGUUUGUAUUAUUAAUAUGAUAUUUAUUUAUUUUGCCAAAUAUUUCUCAUGAGGUAAUUAAGUUUAACAUUCUUGGUGUAUAUACAUAUGUGUAUAUAUACGUGUACACACCUAGUAAAAAUGUUUGUGGCAGGGUUGGGAAUGGGUGGGGUCUUUUUGAACUGUUUUAUAUUCCUCUGUGUAUACUAUUUUCUCUUCCUUCUGAUCUUAAUGUUCUUUUUUUAGGAUAUAAUUUUAGUUAAAAAUGUAUUUAUUCAAAAUGUUAACCCAGUGAAAAUAAAAUAAAAAUCUAAAUGUAAUUUAUUUUAUUACAUUAAUCUAAAUACAGUUUAUUUUAUUACAGUUUUACCAGAUUUAUAUGAUAACUGAAAUUAAUUAAGCAAACCAUAGAAUUUGUGUUGUUCUUUUGAUAGUCCAAGAUAGGAUUUGAAAAUACAUAGAUUUUGUUUUAUUCGGCCAUAUCAUUGUAACAUGUUUUCCAUUUUCACAACAAAAAUAUUUGAAAUAUAUUGAUUCAUAAUAUAACCUUGUAUAGGCCAUGUGGUUAACAAUCUUGCUUUGUAACCACAUGGUUUCUGGUUCAGUCCCACUACAUGGUGCCUUGGGCAAGUGUCUUCCACUACAGCCCUGAGCCAACCAAUGCCCUGCAGGUGAGCUUUGUGUGCGCAUGUGUGUGUGUGUAUGUAUAUAUAUACAGGCAUACCUCAGCUUAAGUCGUUUCGAUUUAAGUUGUUCUCAAUUAUACAUUGGUUUUCAAAAAUAAUAUAUAUAUGGAAGAAAAAAAUCAAGUUAAGUCAUUUUACUCAACUUUACAAAUAUUGUCACAAAUAUUGGAAUUGUAAAAUCACUAGAAAACCAUUAAAAGCACAUAAAAUCAUGUUGCUGUACAAUAAAUAAGAAUAAAAGCAUAUAAAAUCAUAUUAAAAUACGUACAGUAAAUGUUAAGAUACACACCAUAAAGUAGUGUAGCUUAAUGAACGAAAUCAUGAAACCGGCUGUGUUGUCUUAUUUAUUGGUCUUUCAGAGCUCAUAUUGCACUGUACUUUCAAUAUUUACUGUUAGGCCUCGUUGUCACUCAUGAUUCCUGCGAUUGCUUUGAAUUCAGAUUUGUUUAAGUCUGUUUAUCAGCUGCUUUCUCACUUUAUUUUUUGCCCCCAUGGCUCCUAAGAAAAUUCAUAGUGAAAUAAUUGCUAUCUUCACGCAUUAAUAUAUGAAGCGUAUGCUGUGGCAAGCAAUAACUGCAACUGAUUUUGAUUAAUCCAUCACACUUCAUGACUUUUGGAAGAGAUACGAUAUCUACAAAGCUGUUCAGAACAGAGCAGCAGCAGCAUGAAAUGAUGUACAGAGUAUGGCUUUGGUUGGUGUAUGGAAGAAGCUAUGCCUGCAAUUCGUGAAUGAUUUUAAAGGGUUUGAUAAUAUUGCCAUCAACAAAACAUUGGUGACUAUGAGCAAAGAAAUGGAUUUGGAGGAGGAAGAGGAUUUCACAGAUUUAUUUGUAAAAGACAACAAGCAGCCCUUGAUGAACGAGGAUUUGAUAGAACUUCAUGAGCAGCAAAAUAAAGAAGAGGAAGUUGAACCUGAGCCACAUCACUUUACCAUUAAGAAAAUGCAGCAAGCAUUUGCAUAUAUCGAAAAAGGUCUUUCUAUGUUUGAGGAUAUGGAUCCAUCCAAAUGCUCAACACUUUUCCAAGCUUAUUGGGGGGCUUGUCACAAAGCUUUGGCUCCUUAUAAUGUAAUCCUUGAGAAAAAGAAAAAGACAGUUCAAGGAACUCUCAACUGGUUUUUUAAGUGCAUCGAACAACAAGAACAGCCAGAGUCGGCUGUUGAUGAUCUGCAAUGUAAACCACCAAAUUGUAUGUACAUAUUGGUAAAUUUAAAAUAGUUUAUUUUUGUUUACUAUUGCAAAAUAAUAAUAAUUACUGAAUUUGUUUUUUAAGCUUAAAAAAGGCUUUUAUUUCACCAUGUCUUAUUGCAAUCUGCAUUCAUGAAUAAAGCAUCUGCAAUGUACGGUAAACACUACCAAAUUUUAUUUGUAAAUUUAGAUUACAUUUUUGUUAGUGUAUUGUAUUAAAAAAUAAAAGUUAUUUGUUUGUAAGCUUGAAA
Messenger RNA from Octopus bimaculoides (California two-spot octopus), 7078 nucleotides. RefSeq lists its product as uncharacterized. Gene Ontology annotation, biological process: intracellular mRNA localization. The record is from RefSeq and is a predicted model, not a curated record. Lineage: Eukaryota; Metazoa; Mollusca; Cephalopoda; Octopoda; Octopodidae. Gene Ontology annotation, cellular component: ribonucleoprotein complex; endoplasmic reticulum; nuclear outer membrane-endoplasmic reticulum membrane network. Gene Ontology annotation, molecular function: mRNA binding.